This is a messenger RNA of Phyllopteryx taeniolatus (common seadragon), 916 nucleotides long. RefSeq names its product nipsnap homolog 3A (C. elegans) (gene nipsnap3a). Bases 40 to 774 code for a protein of 244 amino acids. Lineage: Eukaryota; Metazoa; Chordata; Actinopteri; Syngnathiformes; Syngnathidae. The record is from RefSeq and is a predicted model, not a curated record. The transcript has 6 exons. Gene Ontology annotation, cellular component: mitochondrion.
AACUUUUCUUCUUCUUCAGUUUUUUUCUGGUCUUUCGAGAUGAUCCACCUCACGUCAAGCUGCACGCGCCUUUUGGCCCGCUUCCGCCUCUCGCCGGAUGUUCUUCAGGCUCACCGUGCGGCGGGCCUCUCAGCGGUACCCCAACAAGGAGGCGGACCCUUGUACGAGUUCCGCACCUACCAAAUCCAUCCAGACCGAUGCUCCGCCUUCCUGAAGCUGACCAAUGAGAAGAUUCACCUCAGGACCGCCCACUCAGAGCUCAUUGGCUACUGGAGCGUCGAGUAUGGCGCCCUCAAUCAGGUCUUUCACAUUUGGAAGUACGAGUCGUUCAGCCAGCGCGCGGCGGUGCGUGCGGCGCUAGCCCGGGAUGAGCGCUGGAUCGAUGAGUAUGUGAGCCACGCCAUCCCCAUGCUCACGCGCCAGGACAACCAGGUCGCCGCCCUGCUGCCCUGGAGCCGUAUCAGCACACCACCGCGCCGCGGAGGCGUGUUUGAACUGGCCUCGUUCAGGACGCGUCCGGGCGUCGCUGCGCUUUGGGGCGCUGCCCUCCGAGAUGCCGUCGCCUCCCACGAUGCACCCGGACGCGCCCACCUGGUCGCCGCGUUCUCCGGCUGUGUCGGCCGGCUGGACACAGUUUACGCCCUCUGGUGGUUCGAGAGCGUCGACGAGCGCAGUCCAGCGGAAAGGGAUGCCGCAGUCCUGCGCAGUCUGGCCCAUGUGGAAUCCCGCGAAAACAGGGUCCUGUUCCCGUGUUCCUUCUCACCGCUCAAGUGAUUUUCCGUCAGCCGAUCGCAGCUUCGGGUUCGUCUUCGUUGAGCGGCGGCGUCCGAUCGCGCGGUGGUGAGCGGGGCUUGUUUUCUGUCACCAUGGAGACAGAAAAAAAACGUUUUGCUUCCAAAUAAACCUCUGGAACCAA